AGGGCGUGUCCCUACGGGAGUUGGUGGCAGAGGGGGUCUGUGCUGCACUGAGAGGAGAAACAGCCGCUAACAGAAACAUGUCCGCGGUGCCUGACGGAAAGAAACUCGUCCGGAGCCCCAGCGGCCUUCGCAUGGUGCCUGAAAAUGGCGCCUUUAACAGCCCCUUCUCCCUGGACGAGCCGCAGUGGGUCCCGGAUAAAGAGUGCCCGAGAUGUAUGCAGUGUGACACCAAGUUUGACUUCAUCAGGAGAAAGCAUCACUGUCGGCGGUGCGGCCGGUGUUUCUGCGAUAAAUGCUGCAGUAAGAAGGUGGCGCUGCCCCGCAUGUGUUUUGUGGAUCCGGUGCGGCAGUGCGCAGAGUGCAGCCUGGCCUCCCAGAAGGAGAUGGAGUUCUACGAAAAGCAGCUCAAAGUGCUUCUGGGAGGUGGCACCUUCGUCGUCACUUUGGGAACGUCGGAGAAGUCUGAAACCAUGACGUGUCGCCUCUCCAACAACCACAGGUAUCUGUUCCUCGACGGUGAAAGUCACUUUGAGGUGGAGCUGUCUCGGAUCUCCAGCAUGCAGAUUUUGACGGACGGGUCGAGUCCAGGAGAGAAUGACAUUCACACUUACACCAGUCUGCUGGACAGUCAGUAUAUCUCUGAAGGAGGGACGUCACGGGCCAGCGGCAUGCUGCUCCACUACAAGCCAAUGGGCUCUCAGGACGCCCAGCAGCUCCGUAUGGAGGCAGCAGACGACAAGAAGGUGGCCUCGUUAUGGUUGGCUGCGAUGCACAAGGCGGCCAAGUUGCUGUAUGAAGCUCGGGACCAGUGACCUGCAGGCAGCCUGUCCGACCCUCCAGGAAGCACACACCCAAGUGUUUUUGUACCCGGUCUCACCGGGGUUUGGUAUCGUUUGGAUUUUUAUUAACACCAGUUCUGAUUCUGCUUAUCCGUCUGAUUCCUCAUCGGUUCUUGAUACCAGUUCUUAUCAUGGUGAUUUCUGCGAGAAAUGUUUAUAUGAGAAGAAAACACUUUAUUACCUCUAUAACCAGUACUUUGUACGUCAUGUUUACCACAGAUAGGCUGAUUAUUCGUCUUUUUGGCAUUUUACAUCUCAGAGUUCUAUAAUCCUGUUUGUUUUAAUACAUAAAUCAGGGCAUGCAGCAUUAAUGUCUAAAUGUGGGACAAACUGAGACAGCAAGAGAAGAAGCUGUCCAACACGAGGUAGAAUCCGUUGAUGUUUGGGAAGUUUCUGCUUUUAAUUCCUGUUAACUUUCUCAGAUUUGAGAGUUUUGAUCCUUUGAUACUUACAGUUGAACUUUGACAUUAUAACAGCAAUGAAAUGUGACAUUAGACCUUUCAUAAACCUUUUUUCAUAACGUCAGAGAUGCAGUAAAUCUUCAGAUAGAGGCACAGUUAUUUCAAUAAUUUUAUAUGCUGCAGUUAAAUGUCUUCUUUGUGUGUGUGCGUGUGUGUGUGUCAAUUGGGAUUUUAUUUCCUUGAAGGAGUGAUGAGACACUUAACAGAUCCCUGUAGGGAUGGGUUUUUUAAUUUUUUAAUUUAGCUGACCCUCCUUCUACAGAGGUCAGCUCAACAGCACCAAGUAGGGACUGUAUGUCUGUGCUCGAGGGACCUUCAGCAGGAUGGGUGCUCGACGUUUGAACCAGUUUGAUCUUCCAGAUAAAGCUUUGUCUCGCACACAUUAAAGGACAAAUCCACCUGUAAAACCCUUUAACGUAGACAGAAAAGCAGCUACACGUGAUGUGCUUUGCAUUGUGGAGGCACUCUGGGAAAUGUAGGAUUCCAGCAGAGGCUAGAAGAGGACAGAAGAGUUGGUGAAAUGCAAAGAGCAUCACAAAUUUAUCCAGAAUGUAAACAAAAUCUGUUGGAUUUUUCCUUUAACACACCUGCGUCCAUUACAGUUUCAGAGUAAAUGAAAGUUCAGGUUUCUGUUUCUUCUCUGUAGAUUAACACGUCAAUAACUCUCCUCUCUGCUACGAUUAUUUACAGGUUUUAAUCUUCAGACCCAUGUGUCUGAGGAAACUACAGACUAUUCACUGAUUCUAGUGAAGCAUAAACACACAGACAUAAAUAAAUGCUUUAAAUGUAGUUUCAUGGAUUAAAGUUUUGUAUGAGCUAUUUUGUUAACUAUUCCUACUUUAACACAAAGUGUGUUCGAUGUACUUGCAUCACUUCUAAAGCGGAAGGAUAGUUUUUUUCUAACACUUGUAAACAGUAAUUGCUUUUGUCCUACUCUGUCAGGUUUUCCUUUUUUAAAAAAAAAAUUUUGUUAUUAUUGUCCAGGAUGUGAAACCUUCAGUCAGCCAGUUGCUGUUCAGUGCUGGUUGAGUUGGUGAGUUUGUCAGUUCGUGGUUAGUUGUACUUCCAAGGACCUAUUCUAAAGAGAAAUGUAGUUUUGACUCAGACGGUGAAACUGUUAGCCAGUGCAAGAAAAAAUGUAACCUCGCUCUGCAGCCAGAUAUACUGUACAUGCCCUGAGCUCAAAGUUAGAUCAUAGCUUCUGUCAAAAACGAAAAUACAGACUGGACCUUUAAGUGGACUUUAGUUUUAAUUUCCAUGAUGAAAGUUUUUGCUGCCAUGUGACACACAUGUGACAUUACCUUUGAAGGUUUAAGCCCUGAUGUUGUGACAGUGUCUGCAAAUCUCCAAUUUUCCUCCAAGCUCCGGCUAAAAGUUUUGAAAAUUUUCAGUUGGAUGAAAAUUUUAGGGAUUUUGUAGCACUGUGGGGUAAAGAUGUGUAUUUUUAACUCAUUUAAAAUCUUGAACAUACACUUAAGCUUAAGCAUGAGGCUUUUUUGUGAAUUUAAGUGUGAAUUUAAAGUGAGCUUUGGUGUUUUUCAGCCUUCUUGUGUCUGAGUGAAUAUUGGAGACGAGAACUUUUAUAAUUAUUUCAGUAUUGAGAGACCCGCAGGGGGGAAACUAGCUGCAGUGUGAUAUCUACAAACAGUUGUGCCACAUCAGUUUACGUCGACUUAAAAUGCUUGUUUUUGUUGCUGAGAGGCUCCAAUUGUUGUGACAACUUAAGGCUAGUUCACAUUACACAAUUUUCACCCUGAUUUUGCGUCGCAGAGACUAUCGUAAUCUUUUGAGUGUUCCUACCUGGCGACGUGUGUUUCUGUCAGCGGGAGUCUCGCCAACUGCGUUACGACCUGUGUGUGCACACCACAAGAUUUCUCCACCGAGCCCUCACCGACAGAGCCCCAGAUAACGCAGUGACGUCACCAAAUUUGGAGACGACACAUAGUAAAGACAUGGAUAUUCUUCCCAGUGUUGAAUCAGAUCUGCCUCCAGGGCCUGGGUCCAAACACAAUGCGCUCCCUGUGAUCCUGUGGACGCCGCCAUUGUUGUUGUUGCUUGCCGGCUUGUCAGUGUUGCCAGAUCUUGGGAGAGAAACAAGCAACCAGGACUAUGGAAACAAGCCCAAAAGAAGCGACAGAUAUAUGGAGAAAGGCGACAUUUAGAGAGCAAGCCCAAAUAAGCAACUCCACUUCAGAAACAAGCCCAAAGUCACAGCUAAUAAGCGGACCUGGCAACCCUGCGGCUUGUCCUCCUCACAUUUCUUCUGUCCUCCUGUGUGCUGACAUGGGACGUAUCCCGCCUCUCAUUGGCUGAUGCUCUUUGUCAGUCGUGUCAUACUUGUCCAGUUUUCUAGCAUGCCAGAUAUCCAGUCCCAGUCACAGACGAGGGGAGAACUUGCUCAUAGGCUUGAUCACACAUGAGGACUCGUCGUGGCAGACUAUCUGCCGACUUACCUCCGACCCAAGGUGGCUCUCAAGAUCCUCUGCAACGUCACAAUCGCAGUGAAAAUCGUGUAAUGUGAACUAGGCUUUACAGAAAGAACCACAUCUCGCUUAGGGAGAAGUCUCAUUCUGACAUCUUGCAGACUUUUCCCACUAUGUCGAAAUGGGCUAAAUAUUCAGCCAUGAAGUUAUAGAUAUUUUAGAUGACACUAAGCUACACUUUCUGUUCUCUUCCACAACACAUUCUUCCCUGCACUCCUCCCUCCAACUCUCACUAACAUUUCCACCGUUGUUUUUUCCACAAGUCGGCUCUCGAUUUCAGAACCAGACUUCUCCUUGAGCGAGACUUAGUUACACACAAUGACAAACAAUAUCAAGGAAAACGUUUCAUUUCUCUGCUGGGAUCCUUUCCAUAAUGUUGCCGGACACAAUCUGAGCAUAUCAAUGGCAAAAUCAAGCACUUGUAGUGGAUGUACAUCAACAGUGAACAAAUGCCCCAAGCAGUUACGUUGUAGUUUGUUUUACUGCUGCUGGCUGCAGCGCUCUCUCUCAACACUCCACCAAUUUCAAAUGGUGACGUGUCCAUAGGUCACACAAGCCCCGUUUCCACCAAACACUUUCAGUCUGGUACCUUUGGAACCAACAGUAACCCUUCAGACAUUGUACCUAGACCCUUGGUCCAUUUAGCGUUUUCACCGUAAACAAUCCUCUUAAAUGUGGGCGGGGCUGUUGUCACUUCCUCAUUAUCGGUGACACAGAUGGAAGUCUGCACCUGGUUUAUCGUCCACAGAACGAGGCUGCACGCCGACAUUUUCAGAACAAAAUAGAACAGGCUGCAGUGAGAGUCUCUCUCCAUGGGAUAUUUAAAAAUAGCAGCUUUGUGCAUUUAGUCCUUCUCAGGCAAGCUCAGGGGUUUUGUGUUGCUGUAGCCCACAGGAAUGACUCUCCGUGAUGCUUUUUUAUAAAAAUUAAUAUGUAUUUUUAAACAUUUGAAGAUCCACUCGUUACUAAAAGUGUGUGUCAUCCAAGAGAGACUAUAAAGCUGGGUGAUGGUAAAAGUUGUCACAUUGAAAUUUAAGGUGUGCUGAUGGAUUGCGUCAUCACCUCAUACAUUAAAUAAGUUAACGUUCCACCUUAAAAGUCGCCGGCAGUCGGCCCAGUGAAUGAAAUUAUUUUUUUCUCAGACUCCAGCUGCUGUGAGAGGCAGCAAAACAUCCUUUCAUUUUAUAGUUACAGUUUACUAAUAAAACUCUCCACAGUAUGAACAGUGGUUACAUGAGCCUCAAAACCAGACACAACUCAGCCCUGAGCAGAGUGACCGUCCUCUACUGACCAGUCUUUUAGUACCAGAUCUGUGUGCUAGGUACCCCAACAGAGGGGGGACCAAACAUGGGGACGGUACUGAACAGUUCCAUUGGUACCAUCCACGGAAAAUAGUGUGCCGAACUGAACUGAAGGAGAAAAUGUGGUUCAGGCUGAAAAAUACCAAAGUUUCCUUUUAAAAUUACAAGAACUUCAAACAAAGUGUUGUGACACAAAAAUCUUAACUCUUACCGACUUUUUCAGGCUGAGCGAGACGGUGAGAUGCAGAUGAAACCUCCAGAAAUGGAUAGAAAGUGGAUUUUGUUUAGACUUUUUUUUGUCAAAACAACCACUGACAAUACAACCUUGAAGGCAGAAUGAGUGGGAUUUGUCAGUUCCGGUUUGUAAACAUUAAAUAUUAUAUUAAAUAUUAUAAAUGCAGUUUCAGUCGUGAACACUAUGUGCUGUAUUUAGCUACGAUUACCAAGUAUCAUCGGCUUUACAAUAGUUUGCUGGCAUCCGUCGUCUUCCCUGUUUUUUUUCAAAGCUGGAAGAAACAACGUAGAAGUGGUUUAAUGGAGCAAAGAAUCGGUUAACUGCUGGGUUUUUUGGCCUUUUUUCCACGUCACACCCAAUGAAACCAACGUCCAGCACCUCUGCUUUCACUUUGUAACAUAAAGUUUAUUUUUAUACGCUGCUCACCUAAGAAUUAAACCCACAAGUUGUCGUUUGGUUUGAGACUUUUUUUUUUUUUUUUUUUUUUUUUAAAAA
This is a messenger RNA of Epinephelus fuscoguttatus (brown-marbled grouper), 5814 nucleotides long. It is a transcript of the gene zfyve21, whose product is annotated as zinc finger, FYVE domain containing 21. The record is from RefSeq and is a predicted model, not a curated record. Gene Ontology annotation, molecular function: metal ion binding. The transcript has 8 exons. The coding region runs from base 78 to 812 and encodes 244 amino acids. Lineage: Eukaryota; Metazoa; Chordata; Actinopteri; Perciformes; Serranidae.